AUGUCCGCUCCGCUCCAAGUCGCGCGACUAGUCUCGCUCGCGCUCGCCACCGCGUUCGGCAUCAUAGGCAUGAGCGUCGGCGUCGACGCCCUCGUCCAGUCCGACCGGCAGAAGAACACGGUCCGCCAGAGCGCACCCGCCGGCGUGUCCGUGUCCAUCGACACCUCCGACGUCUUCGCCUCGGGCGUCGUCAACACCGUCGUCUGCGCCCUCCUCGCCGUCGUCUCCUCCUCCGCGCUCACUACCGCCCUCGUCUCCGCCCCUGCGCGCCGCGCGUCCCGCCUCUGCGCGCACGUCCUCCUCCUCCUCUCCGUCUGGCUCUUCGCCGCCCUCGUGCCCUUCACGGACUCCGUCGCGCACCGCCAGGCCAACGUCUCCGCCACGCUCGACGGCGCCGCCCUGCCCCCGAGCGUCAUCCAGGCCGUGCAGGCGCAGAGCGGCGCCACCGGCACCUACCACGCGAUUUCCUACCGUGAGUGGCCGCCGCAACCCCUUCACCGCCCCUUCACCGCUUAUACCCCGUUCUGA
This is a messenger RNA of Sparassis crispa, 528 nucleotides long. RefSeq lists its product as hypothetical. Lineage: Eukaryota; Fungi; Basidiomycota; Agaricomycetes; Polyporales; Sparassidaceae. The record is from RefSeq and is a predicted model, not a curated record. Bases 1 to 528 code for a protein of 175 amino acids. The transcript has a single exon.